AUGUCUCCUAUCCAUACAGCAAUCCCUUGUCACCCCAGCUGCAGUGGUCAAGGAACAUGUUUAAAAGAUGGACAAUGUCUGUGUUGGUGGGGAUGGACUGGGCCUAAUGCAAAGUACAUUGUAUCUGGGUCAUUAAAGAACAGAAUACUGGUGAGAGCUGAGUGACCUCCUUACAAUUUAUGGUGAAAAACAAGCAAACAAAGAAAUCAGAAAAAAACAUUUAACCUGAUUUCAUGUAUUCUGGUUUGAGAACAGUAAUGCGGAUUCAUUUAUUUCUUUCACUCCUAUGUCCCUUAUAGACUACUGGUAGUUCACAUGUGUCUAGAGCUGUGCAGUGCAUUCAGAAUUUUGCACCUAAUUUUGCAUAUCCAUAUGCACGUGGCUAGUGCUAAAGCUACGGGGAUUUCAAAACUUUGGAUGAAAGGUUUCUUUGUGUAAAUGUACGGUUGAUGUGACUCUUUGACCUACUGUUUCAAUAUUGAACUUCUCAUUUCUACCGAAGUAGAGAGGAGAAUUUGUUGAAGUAUGAACUUGUUCUAUAUUUCAUCUUUUGCGAUCCUGUCCUUAUUAUUCUUGUCAACAACUUGUUUCAUAAAGCAUUGCUAUUAUAAACAGAAAUUUUAUGCUGAUCACUCCUAAAUUAAAUGGGUUAUGUCUCAGUUGAGAUACUAUGAGAAAACAGCUCACAUUCUGUGAUGCCACCACUGGUUUCCUCACAAAAUGAGAACUGAGGGGAAGACAAGAUGACUGGACCGAUGAUGUGUUAAUUAGGCUGGUUUUCACUAGCAAUGGAGUCAGAGUCAGAGGUGUAAGCGGAGUCAUUAGAGUGCUUAUGAUCUAGUGAAAAUAAAAAAUCAGAGCUAAGUGGAGUCAUAAGCGUGACGGAAUUGGAGUCAGAAGAAUCAGAUUAUUUCCAUUUCUUCUGACUCUGUUUAUGACUCUGUUGCUUAUGUUCCACUUAUGAUCUAGUGAAAAGCAGAUUGUCCGAGUCAGAAGCAGAAGCAGAAGGAUAAGCCAAUCAUAAUGCACGUUCUCACACUUUGUGAUUAGUUUAGUUCUUCUGCUUCUGCCGCUGACUCCGACAGUCUAGUUUUCAAUGGAUUAUUAUAAGCGGAAUGUAAGCAACGAAGUCGUAAGCAGAAUCGGAACGCUGUUUCCACUAGAUCAGAAGCUCUACACUUCUUUUUCCGACUCCGACUCCGACUCUGUCGCUAGUGAAAACCAGCCUUUACUACCCAGAUCUGGAUAGUGCUUCUCCGUGGUUGAAGCAGAUUUCUUCCAUGGCAUGCACUAAUCCGAAGCACUACCAGAUCUGGGUAGUGACAACAUGUCAUAGAUGUCAAUACCCUCAUUAGUUCUUCAGACAUCAUUUCAUGGGGAAACGGCUGUUUUCUAUAAGGCUACAGCUGGUAAGGAAAGAGUAAUUUGCUUUUUCUCCUUAAUUUUUAGGCAGACUACUGCACAACUGCGUGCCAUUAUACUCAUGUCUUUCAAAAUCCUUUGUGUGCCAUCAUCCCCACGAGGACCCCAUGCAAUCCAUUAUGUGGCACAGGUACAGCUGAUGUCUAAUAUUUUGGUAGCUCAUUAUUUAUGUAGGUAACAAAAUGUUGUUCAGAAGUGGCACAAAAUCCUUUUUUUUCUAUUAUUUGGAGAUGUUACUGUAAGUGAAAAAACAUUGUCUUUUUAUUCUGUGCAAAAACAGUACAACAAGCUUAAGGUAUUUGCGAUUUCUUAUUGGUAGUUAUGUUGGCAUGAGAACAAUCAUCUGCAUGGCAUAUAGGUCAAGAAAAGCCUCAUUGUUUUGUAUAGAAAAUAAUUAAAAGUUUUCUACUCAUAAUCACAAAAAUGUAGCUUAGAAAGGUUCUUAAAUCCUUCUAAAAGUAUUACCUCUCAAAACAAUCGCGUAAGCAAUAUCCCAAACUGAAGUUGCUGUGAAGGUAUAUUCCUGGCCCUUAGUACAUAGUGAUACCACUACAUUCUUUGCCUUGGUUACAGUGCUCUGCUCUAAGAGGAGUCGNGAAACGGCUGUUUUCUAUAAGGCUACAGCUGGUAAGGAAAGAGUAAUUUGCUUUUUCUCCUUAAUUUUUAGGCAGACUACUGCACAACUGCGUGCCAUUAUACUCAUGUCUUUCAAAAUCCUUUGUGUGCCAUCAUCCCCACGAGGACCCCAUGCAAUCCAUUAUGUGGCACAGGUACAGCUGAUGUCUAAUAUUUUGGUAGCUCAUUAUUUAUGUAGGUAACAAAAUGUUGUUCAGAAGUGGCACAAAAUCCUUUUUUUUCUAUUAUUUGGAGAUGUUACUGUAAGUGAAAAAACAUUGUCUUUUUAUUCUGUGCAAAAACAGUACAACAAGCUUAAGGUAUUUGCGAUUUCUUAUUGGUAGUUAUGUUGGCAUGAGAACAAUCAUCUGCAUGGCAUAUAGGUCAAGAAAAGCCUCAUUGUUUUGUAUAGAAAAUAAUUAAAAGUUUUCUACUCAUAAUCACAAAAAUGUAGCUUAGAAAGGUUCUUAAAUCCUUCUAAAAGUAUUACCUCUCAAAACAAUCGCGUAAGCAAUAUCCCAAACUGAAGUUGCUGUGAAGGUAUAUUCCUGGCCCUUAGUACAUAGUGAUACCACUACAUUCUUUGCCUUGGUUACAGUGCUCUGCUCUAAGAGGAGUCGCAGAAAGCCAAGCUGAGUCUUGGGGCACUGUUUUUGUUUAGGAAAGUACAAUAUUAUUAUUUUUAUAGCUGAUACUGGUUGACUUCUAAAUUAUCACAGGGACAUACAAUGGCCUGGGAAGAUGUCUGCCCAAUGGGCGUUGUCUCUGCUGGUGGGGCUGGACUGGCCCUAAUGCCACUUAUAUCAAUGGAGGGAUGUACACCAACAGAAUUGUGGUAAGGAUCAUGUUGUAGCAAGGAGAAGAGAAGUGAGGAGUGAAAAAAAGAGGGUAGUAGGGGUCGGGGUGGCCUGAAUUUUGGUCGACUUACUUUGCUGCAUUUUCUUGGGUCUCCGGGCUGAUUCCUCUACAGAACAAAAAGGAGUGGCUAAGAAAGUCAUGUCUGAUAGCCCAGGGAUGGUGAGUUUUGGUAUUGGCCUGGUAAAUUUUGCUCUUAACUUGCUUGAUGGGCUAGUGAAGUUUUUUGGGAUGAUUCAAAUAACAGAAGAACUGUAAUCAAUCCUGCUUGUCAAAAAUUUUUUCAGGCUAUUUAAAAUGGCCGUUGGAUUAGUUAGUAAUCAGAUAUGCUAGUUAAAAACUUGCCCAAAGGGUAAGCUGUAAAACUGACUUUUUUUGCACCCUGAAAAAAUUUAUUUCACACUUAUGGGUUUGUUUUUAUUCCUCAAAGGCUGAUAGCUGUACUAAAAGCUGCAGCUACACACAGGUUUACAGAAAUAACAAAUGUGUUAGAGCUUCAACAACAACCAAACCAUCAACACAGCCACUGAGUACAGGAAGCCCAACAACAGGGAUACCAAGUACAGUGAAACCAACUAUCCCCCAAGUGUGCAGUGUGCCAGUUAACAAAACUGUGCCGCCCCUCUCCUGUGAUCCACUAUGUGGUUCAGGUAACGUCUGUUCCUUGAAAACAGUGUAUUAUAGAUAAAAUCUCAAGAGUUGUUUACUUACUAUUAAAGCACAAGUAGAGAGAGUAUGAGCAAAGACAAUAUCAGCCACUUUACACUUCAACACCAUCUAUGUAAAAAAUCAGUAAGUGCUACUCGUCUAGGUUGUGGUGCUUAUUGGGGGGGGGGGGGGGGGGGGGNUUUUAAGUGUGAUUUGUAUUCAAGGGCCACACUGUUCAAGUAAAUACAGUAUAUGGAACUGGUUCUUUAAUUUUCAAACAAGUUUGUAAGGGCAACCUACACAAAGGAUUUCACACUAAUCUGCCGUGCUUGGCAGAGGUAAAAGAAGGUUCCCCUUCCGCCCUCCCUUGACAAGAUGUUCCAGUCUUGUUUGAGAAUGUCACUGAAUUUUGGUUGCAGGUCCAACUUAUCACAGUACUGGACAGUGUCUUUCCAAUGGGCGUUGUCUCUGCUGGUGGGGGUGGACUGGUGCAAAUGCCUGCUAUGUUGAUGGAGGAAUUUAUAACAACAGAAUUUUGGUAGGUGUUGUUGUUACAUGAUUUUAGGGAAUUGUUAAGCUUACUUGGCUUUUAGGUAUCAUUAGUAGCUCUGUCAGUUGUUUGUGUUUAUGGUAUAACAAGGGGGUCCUCCCAUGUCAUGCACAUUUAUUUUUGUUUUAUUUUUCUCUCCAAAGGCUGACAGUUGUGUUAAAGGGUGCCAUUACACACAUAUGUACAGAAAUAAUAAGUGUGUUACAGCUGCACCAACAACCAAACCGUCAACACUGCCACCGAGUACAGGGAGCCCAACAUCCAUUCCCUUGACAACUGUGAUACCCAGCACGGGGGCUCCAAGUACUGUGAAACCAACUACAGGGAAACCAGUACGUGCAACUACAAGAAGUCCAACAACAGGCAUGCCAACAACAGUGAAACCAACUACAGGGAAGUCAAGCACUCUGAAUCCAACCACAGGUAACCCAACAUCAUCAAAUCCAACCACAGGAAAACAAAUAACUACAGUACCACCAAGUACAAAAACCCAAACAACAGGCUUUCCAACUAAAUUCAAACCAACCUCAGGCCAGUCUAGCACUAUGAAACCAACCACAGGUAACCCAUCUAAUCCAACCACACGAAAACAAGCAACUACACCGCCAUCAACUACAAAAAGUCAACCGACAUGGUACCCAACUACACUGAAACCAACCACACGGAAGUCAAGCACUAUGAAAUCAACCGCAGGAAACCCUACUACCAUGUAUGCACCUCCAACAAGGCAAAGCACUAGUACAGUAAAAGUAACCACAGGACAACCAUCAACAAAACAGAAGACAAGUCAGCAACCUGCAAGUACAAAAACAGUAAAACCAUCCACGAAGGUGUUGACAACACAAGCCCCAAUACCCACGACCACAGCUGCUGCUACCACAACCCAAGCUACCACUAUAGAGCCAACUGAGCCUCCAGAGCCCACUGAGCCUCCAGAGCCCACAGAACCUCCUGAGGCCAAUGAUGAUACUCUUGAAGCGCUUGCGAACGUUCAAGUAAGGAUGCUGUAAACACCCAAUACUGUGUGUAAAUUAAGACCAUGGGUCUCAUCAGUGUGGCAUACCCCUAGGGAGACUACAUUGCUUGAAAGUUACAGGGCUUGAAAACAAUUUUUAAUUCCAGGUGAAAGCAGCUCUUAAUUUUCGCUUGCUCCCAGGGGAAUAGGGGAAGCUACAAUGUACAUGCUCCUGGUAGUUUACUUUUUAGUCAGAAAAUGACUUGCUGGGUCCUUGCCGAUCAGGCAAGUACAUUUACAUACAUAAGUGAAAGUGUGAAAAGUUACUUGCCUGAAUAGAAAAUCUACUUGGGACUGUUUUCAAGCCCUGAGUAACUAUGUAUGAAAUUCCCUGCACUGAAUAUGUAGACUGUCUGCCAUGGCCUGCUACCAUGGCUGUAGAGACGGGGCUUGACUCUAUAUUUUGUUGGAAGGGUUUGCCCUGCAAGUAAAUCAUUUUUGUUACCAAUUCUAUUACCAAGAACUUUGUUAAGCUAAAUACAGAUAGCAUGGUUUAAGUCGUCCCUUGGCAAGCCAUUAGCAGACUCCACUCUAACAAGCCAUGUUUUGUUCCCCACCAUAGUUACAAAAUGAUGCUGAAGUUGCAAAGUCAAAAGAAAGUGGAAAGAAAGAAGUCAAGAAGGAGAAGGAUUUCAGCCCCACAGCACUGGUGAUAGUUGGCGUUGUGUUGCUGCUUUGUGUUAUGGGUUUGGUGAUUGCUGUUUGGUGGACAUAUGGCAAUGGAAGCCAGGUCCCCAGUCUUCUGCGUGGCUAUGAACCAGUUGAAGGUGGGGAUUCCAACAUGAUGAUGCAGGAGUUAUCACAGACAGCUCCACUGCCUUAG
Porites evermanni is the source of this 5928-nucleotide messenger RNA. Lineage: Eukaryota; Metazoa; Cnidaria; Anthozoa; Scleractinia; Poritidae. The record is from the annotation of a GenBank genome assembly.